Polyodon spathula (Mississippi paddlefish) is the source of this 3359-nucleotide messenger RNA. RefSeq names its product TNF receptor-associated factor 3-like. Gene Ontology annotation, cellular component: plasma membrane signaling receptor complex. The record is from RefSeq and is a predicted model, not a curated record. Bases 473 to 2227 code for a protein of 584 amino acids. Lineage: Eukaryota; Metazoa; Chordata; Actinopteri; Acipenseriformes; Polyodontidae. Gene Ontology annotation, biological process: regulation of defense response to virus; innate immune response; regulation of cytokine production. Gene Ontology annotation, molecular function: tumor necrosis factor receptor binding; zinc ion binding. The transcript is spliced from 12 exons.
GGACUCGCACGCUGCCUGACAGCGCUACGUGUUCAGUGGCGUGCGUGAGUCGGCUUUUCAAUGAGCAGCAGUGUUUUUUUUUCUGCCGGGGAUUUCCAGCACUCGGGAGGAAGUUCGAACAGGCAGGGGCUUUCCACACAGAUAUGUACUGGCCGCUGAGUCGGAUACACUGCAGCUCAACCAAUACAGUAUGGGGGAUUUUUUGUCUUUAUGCAAUCUUUCAAAUACCGACCAUAUACGCAUUUAGCAGUGGCACCGAUGAACCAGUCUGGUGGAAGUAUUCGUUUUAAAAUACAAUACUGAGAAUCCCUUUGAACUGAACGGUUUUUUUUUUGUUUUUUUGGAACGCUGUCUGUGGCUGUUUUUUCUCCAUCUAACUUAAAGCAGUCCUCAACAUAGUGAGAUUGGACGUCUUAAACAGAUUGCUAUAUGGAGCAUGAGAGGAGAAUAAUUGCCCUGUGCUGAGCAGGUCAUGUCAGCUGGUAGGAAUGUGGACUUGCCUCUGGAACUGCAGACCCAGCUGCAGCGGUUCAACCCGGCCCGCCCCCCCCCUGCGUCACGGCCGGGCUCGAUGCGCUCGGAGCUGAGCCCCUCCCCCUCCUCCUCCUUCAUGCCACUCCACAGGGGGUUCAAGGACCGCUUCGUCCAGCCGCUGGAGCCCAAGUACCGCUGUGAGUCGUGCCGCCUGGCCCUGUGCAACCCCCGGCAGACUGAGUGUGGGCACCGCUUCUGUGAGAGCUGCAUCCGGGACCUGCUCUGCCUCCAACCCCCAGUCUGUCCAGCUGACGGAGAGCCUCUCUAUGAGGACAAAGUUUUUACCGAUGUGUGCUGCAGGAGAGAGAUCAUGGGGCUCAAAGUGUACUGUCGGAAUGAAAAGAACGGCUGCAAAGACCAGAUGACACUCCAGCUUCUUCUAGAACAUUUACAAGACUGCCCGUAUUGCGAGAUCACAUGUCCACGGGCGGAAUGUAAAGACACAUUUCUACGAAAAGACGUGUCUGACCACUUAGCAAAAAAAUGCAAAUACAGAGACACGAUAUGCACUUACUGCAAGAGGACGGUGCUGCUAGCAGAUCAGAAGAAACAUGAAGAAUCGCUCUGUCCAGCCUUUCCUGUUACCUGCCCAAACAAAUGUAGCUACAGCUCUGUUUUACGAAGUCAGCUAACUAACCACCAGCUUGAAUGCCCUAAUGCCCAAGCAAACUGUAUAUUCACUCGCUAUGGAUGCACCUUUAAGGGAUUAAACCAAGACAUGAAAGAGCAUGAGUCAAGUUUCAUGAGCGAGCAUCUCAAACUGAUGGUGGCAAGAAACUGCAGUCUAGAGACCAAGAUGGAGGAUGUGAAGACUGAACUGCAGGAAAGGUACAAAGUCCUUCCCAGUCUGAACACUCGAAUCAUUGAGCUGGAAAACCGAUACGAGGAAGUGCGGGACAAAUCAAAGCAAAUGGAACAGAAGAUCAGUAACGUACAGAAGCUGCUGGGAUCUCACUCUGAGAAGGUGAUGGAGAUAGAGAUGGAGCUGCGCUUGCUCAGGCAGGCAAAGGAUGAGGUGGAGACUCUGAAGAGCGCAGUGGAGUCGAUCCGCAGCCGCGUGGCUGUGCUGGAGGGGAGCGAGAGGGGAGGAGGAGGAGGCGGGGCUGGGACCCACGCACUGGGCCCUCUGGAGACACAGCUGGCGAGGCACGACGACAUGCUGAGCGUUCACGAGAUCCGUCUGGCUGACAUGGACCUGCGCUUCCAGGUGCUGGAGACGGCGAGCUACAGCGGGACGCUGGUCUGGAAGAUCAGGGACUACAAGCGGAGGAAGCAGGAGGCGGUGAUGGGGAAGACCCUGUCGCUGUACAGCCAACCCUUCUACACCGGAUACUUCGGCUACAGGAUGUGCGCCCGGGUCUACCUCAACGGGGACGGGAUGGGUAAAGGCACCCACCUGUCCUUGUUCUUCGUGGUGAUGCGCGGGGAGUACGAUGCCUUGCUGCCCUGGCCAUUCAAACAGAAAGUCACCCUCAUGCUGAUGGACCAGGGGCCCGCCAGGAAACAUUUAGGGGAUGCCUUCAAGCCCGACCCCAACAGCAGCAGCUUUAAGCGGCCGGCAGGGGACAUGAACAUCGCUUCUGGCUGCCCGCUUUUUGUUGCCCAAACUGUGUUAGAAAACGGGACGUAUAUCAAAGACGACACCAUAUUUAUUAAAGUGGUGGUUGAUGCUUCAGACCUUCCGGAUCCAUGAUCUGAGUUGUGAAGCAGGAGAUGUGAAAGCUGCCGUGCAGGGAGGGUGUGCUGGCUUGAGGCCUCUGGGCAUCCUGGACCUCCCAGAGGAAUGGGGCAGGAAUCCGCAAUCGGGAUCAUUAGUGUGGGGCGCUAGAUUGCUGUGAAGGCUUUAGAUAUGGGACUGCUUGGUUUGAGGAAUACAGAAGAGCAAGCUGGUUUUCAUCAACCGUGCUGUGGAUGUUUAGAGAGAAGCUGCGGUCGUGUUAUUGAGGAGACUGUACCUCCUGUGCAGGACUUCCAGACGCACAGUGCUGGGGGAGCAGGGGAGCGAGCCAGCCCCCCGGGUCACACACAGUGCUGGGGGAGCAGGGGAGCGAGCCAGCCCCCCGGGUCACACACAGUGCUGGGGGAGCAGGGGAGCGAGCCAGCCCCCCGGGUCACACACAGUGCUGGGGGAGCAGGGGAGCGAGCCAGCCCCCCGGGUCACACACAGUGCUGGGGGAGCAGGGGAGCGAGCCAGCCCUCCGGGUCACACACAGUGCUGGGGGAGCAGGGGAGCGAGCCAGCCCCCCGGGUCACACACAGUGCUGGGGGAGCAGGGGAGCGAGCCAGCCCCCCGGGUCACACACAGUGCUGGGGGAGCAGGGGAGCGAGCCAGCCCUCCGGGUCACACACAGUGCUGGGGGAGCAGGGGAGCGAGCCAGCCCUCCGGGUCACACACAGUGCUGGGGGAGCAGGGGAGUGAGCCAGCCCUCCGGGUCACACACAGUGCUGGGGGAGCAGGGGAGUGAGCCAGCCCCCCGGGUCACACACAGUGCUGGGGGAGCAGGGGAGCGAGCCAGCCCUCCGGGUCACACACAGUGCUGGGGGAGCAGGGGAGCGAGCCAGCCCUCCGGGUCACACACAGUGCUGGGGGAGCAGGGGAGCGAGCCAGCCCUCCGGGUCACACACAGUGAGUUGAAGGGAAGGUGCUCACCGCAAUGAAUCUACAGGUAAAGGUAAAGGUAUUUUUGCUUUUCCAAGAUGGUAGAUAACACUGAAACACGCAGCGCAUAUGCAAUUUUAACUCUUCAAGGGCAGGCCUUUGAACUGGUUUGUAUUGCUGUAUAUCUUCAUUAGAAUCAGAUUUUUUUUUUUUUUUUUUUUUUUUU